This is a messenger RNA of Microdochium trichocladiopsis, 4048 nucleotides long. RefSeq lists its product as uncharacterized. The record is from RefSeq and is a predicted model, not a curated record. The transcript is spliced from 5 exons. Bases 62 to 3673 code for a protein of 1203 amino acids. Lineage: Eukaryota; Fungi; Ascomycota; Sordariomycetes; Xylariales; Microdochiaceae.
AGUGUUUCUCCCAUCUCUCACCCGAGGUCAACCGUCUAUCGCAACUGUGUGGCCCCAGGAGAUGGCGGAGAUGACUGGUCUGGCGCUAGGCGCCAUCUCUCUUGGCAUACAGGUCUGCAAGGGCGUGAUCGUGUAUGCCGAUGCACUUCGAGGCAAAACGGACGACCUCGCGGGCCUCGAAGAAAAGGCCAGAGCGCUCUCGGGCACUCUGGACGCGGUUAGUCGGACAAUCGACCGUCUUUGGCCCCCGCCCACGAACCCGCCAUCGCCAACAGCGGUGUCUUUACUAGCCGCAAUCGCCAACAGCACAAAAGCUUGCGAGGCCGACUUGUCCGAAAUGGAGCGCUUUCUUGUCAAGUACGCAGGCGGUUCCACGUUAUCGGGAUCGAUGCUGAGAGAAAGAUUUCAAAAUGCCUGGAAGAGACUCCAGUACGGCUUCAAAGCCGGAGAAAUCAGUAAGAUGGAGGCUAAGUUGGCCAGUGUCAAUUCCAUAUUGCUGCUAGCCCUGCAGGGUCUUGGCAUGGACCUUGCGAUCGACGAAGCUGCCAGCACCAAAACAAUCCUAGAUAACACCGGUCAGAUCCUGAAGAGGACCGAAAUUCAAGAUCGAGAACUUUCAAGAAUCCAGUCAGACACAACAAAGACCUUGCAGGAGCUUGGUGCAGCGCAAGAGAGCAUUGGCAGGAUGAACAGAUCUCUCGCGACCACUCUCACCACGAGCCUCCCAGCACUCCAUAACGAUAUAAACGAGGCCGCCAUAAGCGCGGUCGGGCGUGUUGAAUCUCUGUCGACGCGUAUCGAGGACGUGGUUGCCUCGAGUCAGACAAUCCACACAACGGAGGUUGCAUCAUUGAGACACAUGUUACAGGUCCAAACCAAAGCGUUUGAGGAUCUGACCGCCGGACUCAACGGCUGGAUUCUUCCCAAUAACAGACAACUCGUCGUGCAACGGCUAACUGCACGUCCGGCCAUGCUUCAACAUGCCAUGCACGACAUGGAUCGCGUGCGUGCAACUCAGGAGCAGCUCGAGACGGCGCUGUACGAUGGAGAUCCGACUACGAGAGACUUGGCUAUGUGCAACUGCCGACCAAACUCUUCCACACAGUCUUGGCGGACGCGCCUUGGGGUUUCCUCUUUUGCGCUGACGACCCGACGGCAUGUCUCUCAACAUCACCCAGGAUGUGUGCUCUCAAGAAACUCGACUGAUCGGCCCACCACUGAACAUGCAGUAGCCGCCCAGAUCGGGGUGUUUAAUACCGUGAUUGACACGGCACUGAAGCUUACCUACUUCUGGCGACAGGGAGCCGGAGGUUUCAGCAUAAGUCCUGCAUUCUCUAUCUGUGCCGUUGUUGACUCACGGCUCUCGCCGUCAUUUAGGCUUACCAAACUCCUCUCUCGGUUUAUGAUUUACAACAAUCCAGAUGCUUCUAUUGGCCCGGUCUUUAUUUGUCACUAUAAAGUGAAGCUGAGAGAAAUCUUCCAGUCUGGCAGGGCAUCCCCAACCGACCUCGACCAAUAUGGCAGAACGAUUCUCCAUAAAUUGGCAAUUUCCAUGCAUUAUGUGAAUGGAGACGCGAGACUAGGCCAAGAGUCGGCACACAAUGUCAUCUCAGAUAUGGUUCACGUGCUUGGGGUUCCGCUUGAGCAACAAGAUCAUGGAGGCUUCUUGGCUUUACACUGGUAUCUCCGGGACCUGGCCGGCCUAGUGACGAGGUUUCAUAGAGCGAUCAAAAGUUUGAUUCCACAGGGUAACGGUGGCAAAUAUUCUACCCCGAACUUCAGCCACAUCAACUUGGCAAUCCUUGUCGCGCAAUCCAGCUACGCUUACCAGAUCUGCGAUGUAUGGAAGCCAGAUCGGCUCAGUGAGGCAAUUAUUCGAAAUGAGGCUGCAUGUGUGAGGGAUCUGAUCUAUCAUUACCCUGGCUGGCUUGAUGACAAGCCGGCUUUUGGGGUCAAAAGCUAUAUGCAUCUCGCAUUGUACACAGCACACUGCUUCGAGGACCUGGUCUCGGGCCUCGUUAUGGCCGCGGAAGAUAAAGUUCCAAACGCUUCCAAGAUGCUGAAUUGGCUUCUGGAGUACGCAGAUUCGUCCGGACGAACACUCGCAGAGUUAGUAGUCUCGGCCUGCAGCCAGGAGUUUCAUCCCACCUCACACGGAAAACGAUGUUGGUAUACGAGCAUUCUACACGUUCUCUUCGCCAAACGAUGUAGGAUGCGCCCGUCGCGUCUCACCAUGCCGCCUUGGAUUUCAGCACGGUGCCAGACCUGUCUCCAUACUUACGUACUCGAGCUUCGUGACCGCCGAAAUUACCUCAAGGAUAUUGCAUUGCGACACUUUACAGUACAUCAAAUCAGAAGAUACGAACUAGACGAGGACGCACCACUUGAUCGUCAUACCGCAUUGGUUGUGCAGGAGUUACGGCAGCUCCAAAUUCACAUCCCAAAGUACCUCAUAACCGCCGAGGACGACCAGGAUAUUUGCCCUUUAUGGCACAGCCCUAUGCAACAUACGUGGCGCAGCUCAGGUUUGAUUCGUUAUCCUUCUGUCCCGAUGUGCAUCCCGUUGGCGUCGGCGCUGUAUACGUUUGGUUUUCGGGACUCACAAGCGCCACUGCAUGAUGGGUCGACGUUUCUGCACCACCUGAUACAUCUGCUCUACACUCCACUUCCCUUUGAUCCUGCCAACUUGCAGACGCUUCGUUGGGCAUUGCAGGACAGCACUCCAACCACAGUGACGCUCGAGAGCUUUUGGAGGUUUGGAUCUGAUGCUCACAGAGAUUGCAUCUUGUGCGUGUGGAUGACAUCGAAUUUGAACCUGACGGUUGCGCACGUGCUCGCCGGCGCCCUGGGACGAACCCUCUCGGUUUUCGCGGAUCCAUCCAACCUUUCCAGCCGUCGCGAGUCUUGGCUCUCGCUAGUCAGUGAGAUCAUGCCUCUGACGUUAAUGGAUACAAGCGCGUGUCUCUGUUCACAGGACGGGCGCACGCCUUUCGUCAUUUUCCUCCAGCAGUACUUCAGUCAAUGGUCCAACUUGUCGAACUUCGGUACUCCUACAUUCCUAGCCAGCCAUCUCAGAAGCGUAAUCUUGGCCUGUGGGCGGGCGUGGACGCCACCCACGUUCCAGGCGGCGAUUCGCCUGCUCACAUUCGAAGCACUCUCCAUGGAACAUACCUGCAACGAUCCUCCUGGAAGCGACUGUGACCAUGACUUGGCUGUCGACCUGGAUCCAGCGCCUGCGAAUACGCAAACGGACCCUAGUGUCGCGAUCUUUUCCAAACUUGUCAAGGAGUUCGACAGCAUGAUCCGAGCAGAGGUCCAGGUGGAUACAUCAGAGAUUCAAGGCGAUGCGCUGAAGUUUGCAGAUGGAGAGGAGGGACUGCAUAACGAGCUUAUCUCAUUGGACGAUUCGCACUGCGAGUCUGCUAACAGGGUGAGCUUGGGAGACUCUCGCGGCAUAAGUCAGGCUACUUGGGAGCGCUGGCUUCAUGUGUGGGUAGAGCUUCUUGACGCUGAGAUCAGCGAUCUGCACGCUCAAAGCAUUGAAGAUGAUCACCUCAAGGCUGCAGAGAAGCUUGGUAUUAAGUGGUGCCAGCCGCCGCCGACCAAGCAACAGCCACUUGGCCAAGAUAUGUCGUCGCUGGAGUUUUGGAUGGGGGAGCUGGACAAGAUUUGAGGAGAUGAUGCGGAGCCUCGACUUGGAUUGUAGCCAAAGGCCAAAAGCCUACGGGUUACAUAUGGAAGAUCGCACAUCUCUGGCUGAGUAGCACGCAUUUGUCUAGCGGGCAUGUGGUUUGUACUACGUUUUUCGUAUGCCUGGUUCAGCGCUCGAGAAUUGGCGCAGUCAUUCACUGCGUCACGCAAUGGGGUCGACGAGGCCUACCAAUUCCUGUCCGCCCUUUCUAUGGUCCAUUCAAAAGACAGUGCCACUUGAGAUUUGCACCUCGUGAUCACCUCCCCACCCGCAAAGAAUCUUCGUGCUUUGGGCGGUUUAAAUCCAGUGAGUUACAUUUAUUUUGCCCAUAAGCUGACUGUGUGUUGCACCUCUGAG